AUGGCAAUCCGCGGAGAGCGCUUUCAUAUCGACCUCUCUGACGACGAUGGCAGCUCCGAUGAUCACGGCUUUGCCUGCUCAAUCAAUUCUCCCUCCCUUGGUUUGAUCGGCGACAUCAAGGAGCGAGCUUCUUCUUCUACCCCGGUCCCGCCUGCUCCGCCACGAGCGCCAUCUAAUUCUGCAGGAUUUCCAGAGUCCCGAAAACGAUACACGGUCUCUUCUUUUAAAAAACAAAGAGCCGAUCCAGAUGCUCCGCGAAAUCAUCCACUACCGCCAAAGCACUAUUCUGGUAGAGUCAACCCUGGCCAAACGCUGUCCUAUGCGCAAAAUGAGAAGAGAUCUAUCGAGGAGGAAAACAAAAGGAGACUGGCUGCCAUGUCUCCUGCUGAGAUCGAAAGAGAGCGCGGCGAAUUGAUAUCUUCCCUCCCGCAAUCGCUCAUCGAACGACUUCUACGAAGAGCAAAUAUCGAAGAGGACCACCAACAUGAGGAAAUGAAACACCGGGUGAACAAGGAAAUCAAGGAGGAUAAUUCGCCAAAGGUGUUAACAGGAGAACAGGAAAAGGCGUCUACACAAUCGCAGAAAUCUUCCAAAUCAGUGUCAUUCGAUAUUCCCUCAUCGGAAACAGGCGAACAGUCCUUGGCUGCCGCGGAUUCAGAAGCACUAGAACAACUCGCCCAACCAUCAUCAAUCAUAGACAACCUACCACCCCACCAACCACCGUCUGAACUAUUUCCCGCGUCUGACUUCCCAACUGGCCCCAUCCAUUUCCCCAAACCCCCUCCACGUCAGUCUCCCAUGCCAAAUCUGAACCCUUCUUCCUCCUCUUUCCUUGCAGACCUGCAAACCCAUUACUUCCCCGACAUCCCACACGAUCCCUCCUCCCUCUCCUGGCUUCAGCCAUCACCACCACCAAGCCCCUCCUCCUCCCACGCCCCAUCCAACCCCUCCAUAUCACCCUACCACCCAGCCAGCACCGCCACCUCCAUCUCCCCUGCUGCCCUCCGCUUCUCGCUCACCGGUGCCCUCCUCGCACCGCGCACCUCUCUCUCCAUCCCUACAACCCACGGCCUGCACCACCACGCUGCUGACCCCGAAGCCGCCGGCUACACAAUUCCCGAACUCGCGACCUUAGCCCGCUCCACCCUCCCCGCUCAACGCUGUCUCGCUUGGCAGGUUCUCGGCCGGUUUCUCUAUCGAUUAGGUGUUGGGGAGUUUGGGGAGCGUGGGAGUGCGCUCGUCGAAGGUCUGUGGGCCGUUGUGGAGCGCGAGGGUGUGGUUGCGGGCAUGCUGGCCGAGGCUGGCGGGGGAAGUAGUGGAUCGAAAAACGAAUUUACAGCUGCUACUGCUGCGAGUAAUGCGGCUAGAAUUGGAAAACAUGCCAGCGCAAGGGCGUGGGCGACUGAGGCGGUUUGGCUUUGGAGGAAGGGUGGGGGUGGAGAUAGAGGAUUGACGAAGGAAGGGGUUCUUAGGUCGAAGGAGCAAAUUAUGGGUGGGAGUGGUGACCGGGGACCUUCGUGA
Histoplasma capsulatum G186AR is the source of this 1521-nucleotide messenger RNA. RefSeq lists its product as uncharacterized. Gene Ontology annotation, biological process: transcription by RNA polymerase II. The transcript has a single exon. Lineage: Eukaryota; Fungi; Ascomycota; Eurotiomycetes; Onygenales; Ajellomycetaceae. Gene Ontology annotation, cellular component: nucleus. The record is from RefSeq and is a predicted model, not a curated record. Bases 1 to 1521 code for a protein of 506 amino acids.